Molecule: messenger RNA, 1669 nt
Organism: Gadus macrocephalus (Pacific cod)
Lineage: Eukaryota; Metazoa; Chordata; Actinopteri; Gadiformes; Gadidae
Product: tubulin alpha chain
Exons: 4
Coding region: 164-1516 (450 amino acids)
Biological process (GO): microtubule cytoskeleton organization; mitotic cell cycle
Cellular component (GO): cytoplasm; microtubule
Molecular function (GO): GTP binding; structural constituent of cytoskeleton
Source: RefSeq, a predicted model, not a curated record
GCGGGGCUCUGCGGCUGGCUGCUGCCUUCUCCUCCUGCUCCUCCGCACCUCCCUCCUCUGGCUCCUCCUCUGCCGAUAUAAACCCGGACGCUCCUUUUCCUUCUCACUUCUGCCUUCUUCCUGAAUCCUCAACGUCAGUCGAAGGGCAAGCCAAGCAUACAAAAUGCGUGAGUGUAUUUCUAUGCAUGUUGGCCAAGCCGGCGUCCAGAUGGGCAACGCCUGCUGGGAGCUGUACUGCCUGGAGCACGGCAUCCAGCCCGAUGGACAGAUGCCCAGCGAUAAGACCCUUGGAGGGGGCGACGACUCCUUCAACACCUUCUUCAGCGAGACCGGCGCCGGGAAGCAUGUCCCCAGGGCCAUCUUCGUGGACCUGGAGCCCACCGUGAUUGAUGAGGUGCGCACAGGAACCUACCGCCAGCUCUUCCACCCCGAGCAGCUGAUCACUGGAAAGGAGGAUGCAGCGAACAACUACGCCCGUGGCCACUACACCAUCGGCAAGGAGAUCAUUGACCUGGUGCUGGACAGGACUCGCAAACUGGCCGAUCAGUGCACUGGCCUCCAGGGCUUCCUGAUCUUCCACUCCUUCGGUGGAGGCACCGGCUCUGGUUUCACCUCCCUGCUGAUGGAGCGUCUUUCUGUCGAUUAUGGCAAGAAAUCCAAACUUGAAUUUGCUGUGUACCCAGCGCCCCAGGUGUCCACAGCUGUAGUGGAGCCCUACAACUCCAUCCUGACCACCCACACCACCCUGGAACACUCGGACUGUGCCUUCAUGGUGGACAAUGAAGCCAUCUACGAUAUCUGCCGCAGGAACCUCGACAUCGAACGUCCAUCCUACACCAACCUCAACAGGCUCAUUGGUCAGAUCGUGUCCUCAAUCACCGCCUCACUUCGCUUCGAUGGUGCCCUGAACGUCGACCUGACAGAGUUCCAGACCAACUUGGUGCCCUACCCUCGUAUCCACUUCCCAUUGGCCACCUAUGCUCCAGUCAUCUCAGCAGAAAAGGCCUACCAUGAGCAGCUGUCCGUUGCAGACAUCACCAACGCCUGCUUUGAGCCAGCCAACCAGAUGGUGAAAUGUGAUCCUCGCCAUGGUAAAUACAUGGCCUGCUGUCUGCUGUACCGAGGUGACGUGGUCCCUAAAGACGUCAACUCCGCCAUCGCUGCCAUCAAGACCAAGAGAACCAUCCAGUUUGUGGACUGGUGUCCCACAGGCUUCAAGGUUGGCAUCAACUACCAACCACCAACUGUGGUUCCAGGAGGAGAUCUGGCCAAGGUCCAGAGGGCCGUGUGCAUGCUGAGCAACACCACUGCCAUUGCUGAAGCCUGGGCUCGUCUCGACCACAAGUUUGACCUGAUGUACGCCAAGAGGGCCUUUGUCCACUGGUAUGUUGGGGAGGGCAUGGAGGAAGGAGAGUUCUCAGAGGCCAGAGAAGACAUGGCCGCUCUGGAGAAGGAUUAUGAAGAGGUUGGCACUGACAGCAUGGGAGAAGAAGAUGAAGAAGGAGAAGAGUAUUAAAGGGCUAACAAUGAUUUCUGUGCUCUGCCAUCAUACAUUCCAAGUUACAAUGAUGGUAACAUAUUUCUUGUUACCCUAGUAAACCACAUCAUAAUAACCUGUGGAUCUCAGCCAACAGUAUUAUGAAUAAAACAAUCGAAAGUGUCACUCCAA